Molecule: messenger RNA, 732 nt
Organism: Prorocentrum cordatum
Lineage: Eukaryota; Dinophyceae; Prorocentrales; Prorocentraceae
Source: the annotation of a GenBank genome assembly
AUGAAAGAUGCAGGCAAGUGCACGGCAGCGAUCUUCGCAGACACGUCUCCCGAGUGGCAGAUGACUGCGCAAGCUGCCUUCCAGGUGGACAUACCGAUUACCACCGUGUACACGACUCUUGGGCACGAGGCAAUGGUGCAUGGCCUGAACGAGACAGACUGUGCUGUGUUCUUUAUCGGUUAUGCCCAGUACGACGUACUGAGAGGUCCCGUCUUGCCCAACCGCCCGAAUCUGAAGCACAUUGUGUUCAUUCGGAAAUGUUGGGUGCCGCAGGAGGUAGUGGGUGGCGAGAAGACGUCCUCUCCCACGGCUGACAUGACCGCGUCAGUGCCGGCGGCGUGUUCAGCCAAGCUGGCAGCGAUGGAUGUUGGGAUCGACCCAGGGAAGGCCACGCGGCGCGUAGAUUCGGAUGCGGCUGGCCCUGCGGAGGACAGUUUGGCCUUCGUCGUGCACAUUUCGGGGACGACGGGCCUGCCAAAAGCAAUCAUGCCGACGCAAAAAAAAGAAAGAAAAAAAAAAAAACGUCUCGGUCUGUGCGGGUAUCGAGGCGCACGGCGCCAUCACGGCUGGGCCACAGGAUGUGAACACAGUUUGCCUGCCGUCGGCGCACAUCCUUGCGCUCUGCGGGGAGGCCAACAUUCUGACAAAAGGUGCCAGGAAGGGUUGUGGGAGCCCGAAGGCAACGAUAUCAGGCUCACCCUUCAUAGCCAAAGACAACGCGGAGGGGUCUGA